Messenger RNA from Anopheles coustani, 720 nucleotides. Its product is annotated as chymotrypsin-2-like. Lineage: Eukaryota; Metazoa; Arthropoda; Insecta; Diptera; Culicidae. The transcript has 3 exons. The record is from RefSeq and is a predicted model, not a curated record. Gene Ontology annotation, biological process: proteolysis. Gene Ontology annotation, molecular function: serine-type endopeptidase activity. The coding region runs from base 1 to 720 and encodes 239 amino acids.
AUGUUUCGUCUGAGCAUUCUGAUCGCCAUCGGCUUGGCCACUUCGGCUCUCGGGUGGAUUAAGGUUCCCGAUAACUAUCCUGGACGCAUCGUUGGAGGUCAAGAUGCGGCACCGAACCAGUUUCCGUAUCAAGCGUCUUUAAGGGAUGCUAACAUGGGUCAUUUCUGUGGCGGCACGAUCAUCAACAACUGUUAUAUCUUGUCGGCGGCUCACUGUGACGUGGACGCAACAAGGAGCAAAUUUGUAGUGGUUGGUUCCAUUUUCUUAAACAAUGGAGGUGUUACACACGAAGUGGUUCGGAUCACCAACCAUCCAAAUUACAAUAACGAUACUUAUGAGCAUGAUAUCAAUCUAUUGAAAGUGAGCCCUUACAUCACUUAUAACGCGGCAGUGCAACCGAUGCCAAUCGCAGCUCAUUAUGCUGAAAGUGGUCCGGCUGUUGUUUCUGGGUGGGGCGACCUUGAGGUAAAGAUAAAUGAAGAAUGCUACGAUGCCUGGUCCGAUGUCACACAAACUUUAACAGUAUUCACCAGUACCAUAUGCACCACCAAUCCGGAAGGUCAAGGAGCUUGUCAAGGAGAUUCAGGUGGCCCACUGGUGCACAACGGAGGACUACAUGGGGUAGCCUCAUGGGUUGCGUUACCCUGUGGAUUCCCACGUCCUGACGUUUUCACUCGGGUUGCUUCCUAUGUCACCUGGAUACUUGCGAAUGCUGUUUAG